Porites lobata is the source of this 6640-nucleotide messenger RNA. Lineage: Eukaryota; Metazoa; Cnidaria; Anthozoa; Scleractinia; Poritidae. The record is from the annotation of a GenBank genome assembly.
AUGGCGGUCUCACAAGUUUGGAGGUAAGAAUCACUUGUAUUAGUAAUAUACCAGCGAUUUUUGAGGCUUCCUUAAACUUGUUUUUGUCCCGUAAAAUAUGAAAUUAUUAAAAGAAGAGAUUUUUGUACAUAAUUAUGUAUUAGUAAAAGUAAAUAUGCGUGUAAUUGGUGUUGUUCGAAAAACAGCAAAAAUUCAAUAGCAUGCUAUUAUGGCAUUGCGCUUCUAACAGCAGCAUUAUCUGCAACAAAAAAAAAAUAGCUUUUUGCAGGAUCAAGCACUGUUACGAUAAAGAAGCUAUCUCUGCUCACAAGACGCGGAUUUGUAUUCUCCUACAUAAAGCGCCGAACUUGAAUGGCGCCGACAGUUGUGCUCGUUGCGUUUAGCUCAAAGCUAAUAAUCUUCAAACAAAAUCGAACAGGCCUGAACCGUGACGAAAGUCUGUUUUCGUUCGAAAAGCGAACUUUAUUAAUUAUGUGUCCAAUUUCGUUUAAUUACUUAAGAUAAGCUGACUUCAUCUUUCUGAGUUAAAUUUCGUUCAGUGGAAAUUUGCGGAUGUCGGUUUGAUGUGAUCUCGGGGGUAAAAGUGCCGAAGGGUCAAACGUAUCAGAGAUGUCAAGUACAAAGGUUUAGCGCGACCUGUUUAACUGGAAGCGAGAAGCGUUUUGUUUAAAAUGUACAUGUUGAAGUUCUAGGCUUUCUAUUGAAUAACUUAACAUUAAGAAGUUGUUAUUAAAUAUGCUCCGUUGCCCCGUGCUGUUAUUCCUUUUACUAUUUACUAUCAGGCACAGAUCCAGAAACAAAUACAGACGUGAUCAAUUUUUGAUCAUUUGUGAGCCAAAGAGACGAAGGGAGACUAGGUCGCACAUUCACUUAAAAACUGAUUUAAGUGUAAACUUAUCUUUCAUUGUGAAAUAUCUGACUGUCUUCAGUGAUACGGUAGAAACCGGUAUGGAGUUGCGCCUGAAUAUUCAUCAUAGCCAUCUUAUGUAUCUUAUGUAUAGGUCACUUCAACUGUGUCGAAUAGGUCAAUAACACGCGGUCAAAUACGUGGGCAUUGUAUUUACGGAUAAUAUUUGAUUCCACUCAAAUUUGCGUACACUAGUAAAACAAACUAUGAGCAUAGAUCAGCAUCCUAGAUAAUGCUCCAAAGCGAGUAAAAGCAGAUUAUGUCCAAUGUACCUUUUUAUUAUACAAGUGGGUAAAUCGAACCGACUUUGCUUGCUUUCAUGGACACUUGAUAACCGCGUGGAGCCAGCAGGGAAUUUUCCCUUUCCCAUAAUGCACCAUGGGAAUUUAUCAUGACACUGUAGAAUUUCCUGCUUUGACAGGUUUUCUUUGAUUUAUGAUAGUAUAAUCAUGUUUUACGCUGGCGGUAAUAAGUCAACUAUUUUCAUGUGUGUGCAGUUUACUUCAAAGAAGUCUGGUGCACAGCAGCGGCUAUCGAUUUCAAUUAAGCCUGGUUUGAUAAUCGUCCGAAUAUUGUGUCGAUCGUCAAUGAUCAUCAUGUUUCAGGCGAUAUUUAUACGGAAACUCCUUGGAUGCAAAACGGGACAAUCCGAACAACACUUGGCUAUCGCAAUCACCUGGAUAGACCCGAGGCCGUAAAAAGGCUGGUGUAGUUAAAUUAAUCUCGGCCUAGCCAAACUUUGGGACGUUUAGGGUGAUUGUAUAUCAAAGUACGAAGACUCAAUUCCCGAGCCAUGCUUGAAUGUUUUAGUCUGUACAUGUAAAAAUAAACAAUUUAUAUUGUAAAUCGCUUUCGUCCCUUUCAUCUAAAGGUGACCUCUUGGCAUCCGCGACGUUUCUCGACCCCUGCCUAUUAUACUCCUAACAAAAACGUCAUAAAUACAUCGUUCACAAAAAUACCAGUAAAGCUAGCUCAAGCUCUUUGGGACUGCGUCAACCGCCGUGCAGAGUAAAACCAGUGAGAUAAAACUCGCUGGAAUCGCUCUGAAACGGCUCUAAACGCCACGGAAACAUAGGUAAUACAAAGAAGAGGAGAACUAAGUCGCAUUUUUAUUUGAAAUUUCCUUUCCGCCAUAAUUCGAUCUAUCAUGUACGAUCGUUACAUUUCCAAACGUAGAAACUCUUAACAAUUUAUAUGCUGUUAUGUAAUGUGUCCUAAAGAGCUUGGGGUUACCUCAGUCAGUGUUAGACUGAUGAAUUAUGCUCUAAAAUUUGAGAAUUAUGCUUUAGCGUCACCCUAAAAACAACAGCAUUAAGCUUAAAAUUAUGCUUGGGAAUUAAGUCAGUCACCUAGUCAGUAGCAUUAUGCUUGACUGAUCCUGGUAUAUUUGAUGCCCCAUUCCAUCCCCGCAGACAAAAAUUCCUCCAUCAAGUCAGAAACACAACAUCAGUCCGAUCCCGAACAAGCAGCCAUGAUGGAUUAUACCACUGGCAAGCCUUAACAGGCUAGCAAAAUGCAACGGUGCAACAAGACCGCAUUGAAAGCUCAGGGGCACCCAGCGACUACAGUAUAUUCUGUAAAAUAACUAGAAAUUUCUUAAGCUUGAGAAAAGCUAAAAAUUUCUGGGUAACCUUUCCAUUCGUGUAAAAUAUUCGGAGUUUUUUUAACAGCUUAAAUACGAUUUUCGAAGGUUGUGUUUUCACAUUUUAAUAUCACGGUAUCGCAAUUAUUGUUAAAAAAAUGUCUCCUAAAACUUUCGGUAUAAAGACAAAAUGUCCCCAAUAAUUUUCUAUGAAAGCAAGGCUACUUCAUGUCCUCGAGGGUAGCUAACACUUUCGGAUGAGACGAAAAAGCCAGCUAAAACUUUCGUGACGAACAAAGUUCUCCUAAGACACCCGAACAGAAAAAUAGUUCUUAGCGCAACUCCAAAUUAACCAAACAGGCUUCUAAAGCACAGAGAAAACCAUCUGAGACACUUCUGGCGUAUUUGGAAACAUUCGGUCGUUGGGUGCCCCUGAAAGCUGUCAACCAAGCUUUUGAUUACGGUAUGUUGAGUCUGUUAAUCAUACUAAAAGCACUUGAAAGUAAACAAUUUCUCAGCACAGCAUUAUACUCGAUACCCCGACUGUAAUAUUAUGCUCAAAAUUAUGCCUGCAUAAUGUAUCGAUCUAACCCUACCUCAGAGUUAACUGUGGAACCAGUCAUACCAGUUCGUUAAUAUUCUGCAUGCAGUUUCGCACGUACAACAUGCACGUGACUUUCUCGUGUUAUUUAAUUUGUACACACCGUCAAAAGUUUCCAUAUUUGUUCGACCACGAGUACGCAGUUCCUCAUUUUCCUUACGGCUUGGAGUGUAUUCCGUUGAUCGUAUUCCGGAAUAACAAUACUGAGAAAUUUGUGGCAAAUCUCUUCAACCAUAGAUUUUAUAACUGUCAACGCCCCGUUUUCAAUGUAUUUAUGGGGGAUGGGGUGUUUUGAUCCUCGAACGAACCCUUUCCGCGCCAGUGGUCUGGCAUUAAACUCAGUUAGUUCUACUCAGCUCCUUCUGAUAAUUUUAAAAUUGCUGUGACUAUUCAUCUUCCAGCCGAGAGGCGCCUAACUCAUGUGCAUGCGAUGGUGAAGAGUUCUAUCUGCUCCAGGUUAGUUACUGUGUUACAUAAUAAACCUACCAUUGGCUAUCGGACUGCCCAAAUAUAAUCCACGUAUUGUCAUCCAGCUAUUAAUUAAUAUUCAUCGGAACCUCGAAGCCUAUGUAUUUAUUAGCCUGCGUAGCUGGCGGUAUUGUGUAGUAGUCGAGGGAGAUUUGGCGGCGAAGCCUCCCUCCGCCCACCAACCCUUCAUCACUCCAUCUACCUCUUUCUCCCUCCAUCCUUGCAUUACCUUAUGUUACAUCGCUUCGAUAUUCAUUCAGCCUUAGAACUUUCGCGCACGGCUUUAUUAUGCUGCCGUCUCGCAGCCUCUCGUCUUUGCAAGGCUACUCGUUGGCAAUUAAGUCUUACUAAUCUAUUACAAUUGACUGUUUAGUUAACAGAGCAUCAGGAUCAAGUUGCGGAUGGAGUACAGGGACUAUGCCCAUUCGCUAAGAUUGGAUGCUCAAAAGCUGAGGUAUUUCAUUAUAGCAGACGUUCAUAAAUGUUCUUUAUAGUGUUUUCUUGUGUUUACAACCCUAUACUCUCUUGUUUCAUAUCUUGUGCUUUCUUUGUCUGCGAACGGCAUAAACUCGUCAGUUUCCGUCUAGCUCCCUGACCUUCAAUACGCCAGUUUUCCUGUAUCAUAUCACGUAAAGAGGGCAGGAAAUACCGGUGGAGUGACGCCAGUAACAGGUAUACAGUUUGUCUCUACCAAACUUAAAUGGGAAAGAAUGUGUGCACUGUGAGGACCGAGCUGGACACGGCCUAUCUCCUAUUUGUGUUUCUUAAGAAACUCAGAUCGGUGGCUUCUCUUUGGGGCCGAGAAUUUGCAUGCACUAUUAAUAGGCUCUCGGUUUAAAGUUGUUUUAAAGCAGCUGCAAGUUGCAUGCACUAUUAAAAUAGGCUCUCGGUUUAAAGUUGUUUUAAAGCAGCUGAAAGCCAGUUUUUAUGAUAAAAAGACAUUGUUAACCACAAUUUAAACAAUUGUUUCCCGUUGCCAAAUUGGAUUCAUUCAUACAGCCUAGAACUGGAACCAGAUAUAGUUAUUUUCCAUUCUUGUAACAGGUCCUCAGGCAUAAUGAGAGGAUAGAACAUCUAAAGAAGGCAAAGUCUUACCAUACAAUGUUGAUUCUUCACUUUGCACUCCAUUUGGGUGAACAAAUGAAUUCACUUUUGACAAAUGAGCCCAGCAUGAUGUCUUGGCUGUGUAUCUUCAGAAAUUACGACGACAUUGUUUCCGACAUACUCUCUCAAGUAAGAGCCAAUAUAGCAGCAGACAGGCAUUUACAAAAAGAGAUACACCAACACAGCGACCGAAUCGCCUCUUUGGAAAGAAGAGUUAGUACAGGUAUUUUUUCAGAAGCGAUCACAUCUGCUGAUUCUGCUUGCAGCGUAACGAACGAACAGGUGGCAAAUCUUGAGAAAACGACGGCUAAGCACGAGUUGAUCUUAGAAGAAAGAAGCCGCACAAUGAAGCAGGCAAAUCGAGACAUGGGUAAUGCCAGGCGACUGCUUGAUACCAUCCAGGAUACCACCAGGAGCUUAGAACGAAGGAUUGACUCCAUAGAGCACACGCUGGCUCUCAGAAAUGUUGCGCAGGUCAUGAGGCAACGACUGCCUCCUAUUUAUGACGGCCACCUGGUUUGGAAAUUAACAAAAUUUUCCUGGCUGCGAAACGAAGCAGUCAAUGGUCAGCAAAGGUCAUUCCUCAGCCCUUGUUUUUUCACCAGCACCUGUGGAUACAAGAUGUGCGCCCGCAUAUAUUUAAACGGAGAUGGCAUGGGCCGAGGAACUCACAUCUCUGUGUUCUUUGUGGUCAUGCGCGGUCAGUAUGAUGCGAUUCUCCGCUGGCCAUUCAGACAGAAGGUCACGUUCAUGUUACUGGAUCAAGAUAACGUAGAACACGUGAUAGACGAGUUCAGACCUGAUCCUAACAGCCCUUCCUUUCAGAGACCAAGAAGGGAGGCAAACAUUGCAAGUGGGUUUCCACUGUUCUGCUCGCUUACUCAUCUAAGCAGACGCGCCUAUGUGUAUGAAGACACCAUGUUCCUCAGAGUUUUUGUUAGCGACCUGGAAGACUUUGUCGUACAGGGGCUCUAAACCCGUGAGUUGUUGUUAGACUACUUACUCUGAGGUUAGCGAGUAAGAUGGACGAGUUUUUGAUUUAGCGUCGAAAUCUCUUAAUUUUUGAAAUGAAUAUACGCUGAGAUGCAAUAUAUUUUUUUCAACUGACUCCUAUGCUUUUAGUUUAAGAAUUUCAUGUAUGUAUAUGGCGAGGAACUAUAAUUACCAUACUGUAGUUUUUUUUCUUUUGUGUAUAGGUUUUACAAGAUUUUAAUAAAGUUAUUGAUUAUUUAUUAUUUUAUUGAAAAUAAUAAUAAUGAUAUUGAUGAUAAUAAAUUUCAGACCUCGAACUUUAGCAUUGUUGCUGAGAAAAGCGGAAAUGAAACGUUCUCUUUCCGUGUAGGAUGUUCCUUGCAUGACCGAUUUGUUAGGACGAGAAGGUAAGAAGAUUGAAGAUCAUUUUCAGUAGUUUUCUUCCAUGUUAUCAUACCGUAUUAAGUAUGUUAAGCCAUCAUACUUUCAUAAUACAGCUUUUCAGAUAAUAAUAUAGUUUAAUCAACAUCUAUGCAUAGCGUACGACUAUUAGCGUUAUAAGCACUUUUAGGCACAACUAUUCCAGACAAGUUGUACCUUUCUUAUAUAUUUAUUCUCUUUCAGUCAGAGCUUCUGGAAACUCCUAGGCGACACAAUUUUUUACAGGUAGUUAUCUGAUUGACUGUAUAUAAUGUACUGUGCGUGUGAAUUAUCAAAUGUUGAUGGCUAGAUCGAGAAAUUACAAACACGGAGCUUUUGAUUUAAAACAAGCUUUCGUACUGUAUUUCGCCGGAGCACUGCAUCCACGUUGUAACAUGUUUUACUUUCACUUUGAGUACCGAAGGAGGUUUCAUGUUUUUUGUAUUUCAUUGUGAAUCAUCGCUGUCAUCCUAAAGUAACCCAGCUAGAAACACUAUUUUAUUUCUUAUUGUCGGUAAAGGAAGAAUGUGUUGCCGUAGGAGCCGAGCAGGAAGCAAACUUUGCAUCCGCUUUCAACGGUUGUUAA